Messenger RNA from Sodiomyces alkalinus F11, 1659 nucleotides. RefSeq names its product amino acid permease. Gene Ontology annotation, cellular component: membrane. Gene Ontology annotation, biological process: amino acid transmembrane transport. Gene Ontology annotation, molecular function: amino acid transmembrane transporter activity. The transcript is spliced from 3 exons. Lineage: Eukaryota; Fungi; Ascomycota; Sordariomycetes; Glomerellales; Plectosphaerellaceae. The record is from RefSeq and is a predicted model, not a curated record. The coding region runs from base 1 to 1659 and encodes 552 amino acids.
AUGCCUAUCGAGGCGACAUCCUCCGGCACCAGUCAGGAUGCAGCCCCGAGCCCAUCGUCAGGCCCAUCGUCGAGCCCUACCUUGGACUCGGGUGACGGAUCGGGCGACGGAUCGGGCGACAAGCUACGACGGAACAUUAGCAUCCGCCAUAUGAUAUUCAUCGCCCUCGGAGGCUCAAUAGGAGCCGGCCUAUUUGUCGGCUCUGGCGCUGCGCUGAGUGCAGGCGGUCCUUUGAGUCUGGUGCUGAACUUUUCCAUCGUUGGUUUCGGCGUGACCUGCACAAUGGGCAGCUUGGGAGAACUUGCCGCAACCUUCCCCGUGGCCGGUUCGUUCUACGAAUACUCGAGGCGGUUCGUUUCCGAGGCCUGGGGCUUCGCCAUGGGUUGGACCUUCGUCCUGAACUGGCUCAUCAUCUUCCCCUUCGAGAUCACUUGUAUUGUGUCCCAAGUCAAGUUCUGGGGCGAUCGGAUGCUGCCGGCCUUUAUAAUCACCCCGCUUCUCGCCACCCUCAUCGCCACCUCCUUCUUGGGUUCACGUUGGUACGGAGAACUGGAGCAUGCCUUUGGAAUCGGCAAGGCACUUGCUCUGGUGAUUUUCAUCUUCAUGGCCCUGUGUAUCAUCGGUGGCGGAGUGUCGUCGGAUCCUCGCCAAGGAACCGGAAUCUCGUUUUGGCAAGACGGCUUGGCCACUCGAAACGGGUUUCCCGGUUUUAUGCUCGUUUUCCGUGUCGCCGGCAUGUCCUACGGAGGAACCGAGCUGCUCGGCAUGACGGCGGCGGAGUGCAACAACCCCAAGAAGGCCCUCCCCCUGGCCACCAAGGUCACCUUCUUCCGCAUCCUGGUCUUCUACAUCCUCACGCUCUUGCUGCUCGGCUUCGUCGUCCCCGCCGAUGACCCCCGGCUGGCGUCGACCGGGAAGGGCGCCCAGGUGAGCCCAUUCACCCUGGCGGCGCAGAUCGCCGGCAUCCGCCACCUGCCGACCUUUUUCAACGUCUUCAUCAUCGUGGCGCUCGUCUCCAUGGCCAACGCGAGCAUCUUCGCCUCGAGCCGCGCGUUCCAGGCGCUGUGCCAGCACGGGAUGGGACCCCGCUGGGGCGCCACGGUAAAAUGGGGGGUCCCCCGCUGGGGUAUCGUCCUGGCCUUCGCGUUCGGAACCCUCGCGUACGUCACCGUGGCGCCCGGCGGCGGGGCCAUCUUCGACUGGCUGCUCAGCCUGUCCGGCGCCUGCAACUACUACACCUGGGCGUCGAUCUGCCUGAGCCACAUCCGCUUCCGGAGGGGCUGGCGCGCGCAGGGCAGGGGCAUCGGCGAGCUCCUCUGGAGCAGCCCCUUCGGCGUCUGGGGUUCGUGGGUCGGGCUCUGCACCUGCGUGUUUGCCCUCCUUGCCAACGUGAUCCCCGCCAUCCUACCCAUCAGCGGCAAGCACCAUGCGGUCGACAUUGUACGAGACAACAUCGGACCCAUCAUGCCGUGGAUUUGGUUUCUUGGCUAUUUCUUCUGGUCGAAGAGACGAGGCGCUCAGCCCCAGCCCCAGCCCCUUCUGGUUCACCCCAUGGAGAUGGACAUAACGAGCGGAGUCCGGCUGAAUGAAGACGUUCCCUUCUCGGGAGAAAUGGGCAUUGUCGGACAACCAAAGAAUGUCCCGAUCAGCCAGGUGUAG